Molecule: messenger RNA, 9296 nt
Organism: Cloeon dipterum
Lineage: Eukaryota; Metazoa; Arthropoda; Insecta; Ephemeroptera; Baetidae
Gene: rdgB
Product: retinal degeneration B
Exons: 22
Coding region: 251-3910 (1219 amino acids)
Biological process (GO): phospholipid transport
Cellular component (GO): cytoplasm
Molecular function (GO): phosphatidylcholine binding; phosphatidylcholine intramembrane carrier activity; metal ion binding
Source: RefSeq, a predicted model, not a curated record
AAUGUUUUAGUAAACUUUUGCUCCUUUUCCCACAGUGCACAAAGGAGGGGGCGGUCCGUUCAGCUACAGCUGAAGGCGAAUAUGGCGCUGUGAGGGAAUGUUAGUAGAGAGCGGAUCGGCCGAGUUUUGUGUCUUCUGCUGGACUUGUCCGGAGUCACGGGAUGUGCCGCAGGGAGCGAGGCCGCGCCUAGCACCUUGAGCGCCGUUUUCCCAUUGUGCGAGAGAGAGAGCGAGAGUCGAGUGGGCCGCGAUGUUGAUCAAGGAGUACCGCAUCCCCCUGCCACUCACCGUGGACGAGUACCGAAUCGCCCAGCUCUACAUGAUAGCGAAAAAGAGCAGGGAGGAGAGCCAUGGCGAGGGUAGCGGUGUGGAGAUCAUCGUCAACGAGCCCUAUGAAAACGGACCAGGUGGCAAUGGACAGUACACCAAGAAGAUUUAUCACGUCGGCAGCCACUUGCCAGGUUGGUUUAAGAGUCUGUUGCCCAAGUCGGCGUUGACGGCGGAGGAGGAGGCGUGGAAUGCGUAUCCAUACACAAAAACGAGAUACACGACGCCGUUUGUAGAAAAGUUCUCAAUAGAAAUUGAGACUUACUACUUUGGCGACAACGGCCACCAGGACAAUGUCUUCAACUUAAGCAGCAGUGAAAAGCGCAAUAGGACAGUCGAUCUAAUCGACGUGGUGAAGGACCAGCACAUGUAUCAGGGCGACAUCAGCAAAGAGGAGGACCCAAAGCACUUCAUAUCGGAAAAGACGCGACGCGGCCCGCUGUCCGACAAUUGGUUGGACGAGUACUGGCGCGAGGUCAAGGGCAAGAACCAGCCAACGGCCAGCGGAAAGUCGUUGAUGUGCGCUUACAAACUGUGCAAGGUCGAGUUUAGGUACUGGGGCAUGCAGAGCAAAAUCGAGAAGUUCAUCCAUGAUGUUGCCCUGCGGAAGACCAUGUUCAAGGCGCACACGCAGGCGUGGGCGUGGCAGGACGAGUGGCAUGGUCUGACGAUGGACGACAUCCGACAAAUCGAGCGGCAGACGCAGGAGGCGCUGAAGAAAAAGAUGGGCAAGGGUGGCGAGGAAGAGGAGGAUGAGGCCGAGGAUGAAGAGGAAGCCAAGGAGGAGGCCGUCGGCGGCCAGAUGAUGAGCAGCAUCGAGAAGCCCGCGCCGCCUGCCGAGCAGGCAGUUUCGGCCGACGAGGAGGAGGAUGAGGACGAGGAGGAGGACGAGCGCACCGUCGCCGAUAGCGUCGCCUCAGACGACGUCGCUAAGCGCAAGAACAACAAACUUAACUCGCCGAGCUCGGGUUCGAGCAAGAGCUUCGGCGCCACCGCCGCAGCACACAUUUCCAGCUGGCGCAUGGAGAGCAUCGUGCGCGAUUCGGACUCGGCCAGCGAAGAAGAGUUUUUCGACUGCCAAGCUGCAGCCUUUAUAAUUCCCGUCAUUAAGGAGGAGCUUGGCGAUAGUGUCUCGUCUCUAGUCAAAUGGAGCUCAAUGGAACUAAUUUCAGCCGACGACCACGAUGGCGACUGCCCGCCUACGCACGUGCCCUCCUCUGACCGGAAGCAAGACAGCAUCUUCUCGCAGUCGUACUUGCAGAGAGUGGUGAGCGAGCGCGGCCGACCGCUGCGCGCCGCCAGAAGUGUCGAUCAGUCGCUGCCCGGCUCGCCGACUUCUUCUCCCGCCCACCACCCAUGCAGCACCACUGUCCUCGUCCUCGUGUUACACGCGGGCAGUGUUCUCGACGCUACUUAUGACGUGACUGCCAAGAAGUCGGACGUGACGACCUUCUCAGGCGCGUUUGAAUGCGUGAUGCGGCAGCACUAUCCUUCCAUGGUGGGCCACAUCGCGGUCCGGCUGGUCAUGUGCCCGUCGAUCUGCUCUGAAGGGCUUGGAAUACUCACUAGUCUGAGUCCGUACAGCUUUGACGUUUCGCCAUCAUGCACAGACGCUCCGCACGUGACGCACGACUCUAUUCCAAUCGGCGCCAUUCCGUUGUUUGCGUCGUCAACGCCUGAGUACCGCGAGACUAUCGCAAAGGUGAUUUCAGCCUCCAACGCUGCUUAUCACGAGUUCCUCCGCUCAGAGGAGGGCAGAGGCUUCAGCGGCCAAAUAUGCUUUGUUGGGGAUUCAGUGGGAUCGAUUAUGGGUUAUGAUGCUCUGUGCCGGAGCGCGCAAUACCACUCAAGGCACGACAGCGACAACAGCAUCAACGAGGAGGACACGGUGGCCGAGAGGAGGCAGCACCUGCAAGGCGACUGGGCAGACAACGAUGCUCACCACCAGAGACACCUGUCCGCUCCACCGCCCAGGAGGAGGUCGUCCUCCAACAGCGAUCAACAGUCAAAGCUUGAUUUUGACGUGGGAGACUUCUUCAUGUUUGGCAGUCCGCUCUCAUUGGUGCUUGCCUACCGGAAAGUCGUUUCGGCAGAAGACAAAUCAGCUCCUAUCCCAAGACCUCAGGUGCAGCAAGUGUAUAACCUUUUCCAUCCAACUGACCCGGUGGCCGCCCGACUGGAGCCGCUGAUCUCGGCACGCUUCUCCAUGCUGCCGCCAGUAAACAUCGCACGCUACCAAAAGUAUCCGCUCGGCAACGGCAACCCCUAUCACCUACUCGAGUUCAUACAGGCAAAUCCGCAAAUGUUUUCUGACUCGUCGAGUCAUGGCUUGGGCCACAUGCGGAGAAUGUCGGAGGUCAGCAUCCAGAGCGCUGUGUCAGGGCACGGCGACACGCUACCCCUGCAAACCAUUAGUUCCUUAACGUCGAAGUGGUGGGGCAACAAGCGGCUUGACUACGCCCUUUACUGUCCAGAUGGCUUGUCCAACUUUCCCACGAACGCCCUUCCACACAUCUUCCACUCAAGCUACUGGGAGUCAACAGACGUGAUCGCUUUCAUGGUGCGCCAGCUUGGUCGCAUGGACCCAACCGUGAAUCUAGGCAAGGAUGAAAAGGAGCUGGCCUCCUUCAAUCCUGGACAGCCCAGGGAAAAGUGGCUCAGAAAGCGGACGUCAGUUAAGCUGAAGAAUGUGGCUGCCAACCACAGAGCAAACGACGUGAUUGUGAGUGAAAGGGCGCCUCAGACCCUGACUGCCAGGUUCAUGUACGGUCCACUUGAUAUGAUCACCUUGGCAGGCGAAAAGAUUGAUAUCCACAUUAUGAAAGACAUCUCACUAGGCGAGUGGACACUGUUUGCCACUGAAGUGACUGACAAGCAUGGCAGAAUUUCCUACUCAAUCCCUGCAGGCCAGGCUCUCAGCUACGGCAUGUAUCCUGUGAAAAUGGUUGUGAGAGGAGACCACACCUCAGUUGACUUCUACCUGGCUAUUGUACCUCCGGAAACAGAAUGUGUUGUGUUCAGCAUUGACGGCUCCUUCACCGCCAGCGUGUCUGUGACAGGCCGCGACCCAAAAGUGAGAGCCGGAGCGGUAGAUAUCGUUAGACACUGGCAAGAGCUUGGUUAUUUGAUAAUCUACAUGACGGGCAGACCCGACAUGCAACAGCAGAAGGUGGUCUCCUGGCUUUCCCAACACAAUUUCCCGCAUGGACUUGUAUCUUUCGCCGACGGCCUAUCAACCGAUCCGCUUGGUCACAAGGCUGCCUACCUGAAGAAUCUCAUGCAGGAGCACGGCUUGGUUGUGCACGCGGCAUACGGCAGCAGCAAAGACAUCAGCGUAUACUCGAGCAUUGGGCUCAAGCCGCGUGAGAUCUACAUUGUGGGCAAGGUGUCAAAGAAGCAGGCAGCGCUGGCGCAGCCGCUGAGCGACGGCUACGCGGCGCACCUGACCGCAUUGCUGGCGCACGGCGGCAGCCGGCCGGCGCAGGGCAACGCUCGCAUGGUCAUUCCCAGGGGCUACUUCGGUCUGCCUGGCCAGAACGUGUCCAUUCGCAGGAGAAGCCCCGACGCGCAAGAUUUUUUGUGACGCGUUGCACGAGAGAAAAAUUGGCGAGCUCGAUUCGCGUUGUUACGCAAGACGCCGCACGAGACGAAGCAGGGUUGGUAACAGCCAUUGCUUCUCGAGUUUUGCGCGUUGCCCUGGCUCUGCAGGUAGCUGCGUGCAAUUUUCGCUGCUUUUUCAGGACCGCUACCUUCUUUUCAAAGCUCUGAUAAUGCUUUUGCUUGAAUGAUAUUGGUUCUGGGACAUCAUGCUUCAAGGCCAAAAAUACAUAUUAUUGGUUGCGGAGACAGAAACGUGAUAUAAAUUUGUAACAUUUUGCUCAAGAGUGGUAAAAUAUGGUUUAAAGUCAUAGCAUAUUAUUCACUUCCAUGGGUCCCUUGCAAAUAAUUUAAAGGUUAUCAAAAUAUUAUCAUUAUAAGGCGGUAUCGUACCAUUUUUUUAAAUCCCCUAAAAAAUAUAUUUUUAAAUAUAAAUUUAACUCAUCAAUUUGCAUGAAUGCUCAUAGUGAAACACAAGAAGCUACAAUUUUAAAAUCCCUGGUAAAUACAUGCAAUUUUCAAUCGACAAAAGAGUUUUUUGCCCGAAUGGACCACUAACAGGUCAUAUUGUCAGAAGCAGUAGAAAAAUUGCGAGCUUUGGCAGUCAUGGCAAACACAUUCGUUGUAUUUUUUGCAAGAGCUUGCUUCUUUUUCGGCUCAAGCCGCUGUCUCGAGUGAUGAGCAUUUCAUGUUGCAGCAAGGAGCCGGCGUCGCCGUCGAGAGGGGGCGGCUCCUCAUUCUUGCCGAAGCGCAAAGUUUACCUUAGCCAUGUGUAGCGCGCGUGCAGCAGGCCCCCAUGCCCAAACCCAAUUGUCUGUCUCGUUUUUCUUUGCAUUGUAUCUCUAAGCGUGGAUUCUGUCAGUUGUUAUAUGCAACGGUAACUAUAUCCAGCAUUUUCCAGUUACUUUGCAUUCGCUCUGCCCACUUUCAGUGUGAGUGCUGGCACUCCAGCUUGCGAACGCUUCCUCACUAUGAUUUGGGAGCCCCGCUUGCCACCGCCAAUUCGUUGAGUGAAAUGCAGAUUUUAUAAUUUUAGGGCAGAUCUACUCCAAAUUUAUUUUAUAACUGAAGAUUGAAUGAACUUUAUUUAACAGAAGAUUUUUUAUAUUGGAUCCAAUCUUUCGCUGAGUAUGAAUCUGAUUUGAAAAAAUAUCUUUCGCACUUUUUCUAUUGCAUUUCGGCUCACGUAUUUCGAGGCAAAAAGGUGUCUCUUCAAUUCGUGAUAGAUACUCAUCACUUUACAGGUGCACGCCCCAGAGAACGAGCCUGCCGCUGACUUUAUUAUACUCACUUAAUCAAAUAGUCUCCCGCUUUUCCAGCACUCAAAGCAACUUUUCAAACCGCGCUCCAUUGGUUUUUUUUCACAGAUGAAGAUGUCACUUUUGUUAUGCACGCCUGAAUGUCAGAGUGUCUGCCGCUGUGAAUAGUUUCUAUUUUUCUAUGGAUUCGUGAGCGAUUCGGUUCACUCUCGAAUAAUGCCAAUAAUUCCAAACGCAACCCUCGCCUUAAUGCACCAGUAAGCACCACAGUUAACUCGCUCUCUCGUCUCGCUGUUUCACCCCAAACGAAAAAAUAAGUGUCCCCUCCACGUGUUAGUGAGCAGUCUGCUUGUUCAUCUUUCCCUAUCUCCGUGCUAUAUCUGUGUUGAUUGGAUAAGUGCUGAGCUCUUAAUUAAACAAGAUUCUGAAUAACUAACCAACACAUAGGCCGAGGUUUUCAACACAACAAUAAUCGUUACUCGACACAGAUUAAGAACUGACAUUUCUUCACAGCGGCAACUCUAAAUAUGCGGGCUAAAUAAGCUGAAUGCACAGCUCUCACUGUAGUUGUUGGUGUCUGUCCCUUGUUCCGAACACACUCACUUUGUUUCUCUCGACACUUGUUUGCUCUGCUGGAUGGACUCUUUGUGCUUUUUGCGCUCCUUUGAUUAUAAUUUCUCUGCUGCUAUACUUUUCCCGUUGGCUCGUCACACGAAACGAGAAAGAGAGAGAUGCAACUUCUUUCAUCAGCACUCACGCCUCACACGCAUUGUUCCACAUUGAGCAAAUUCGAAAAGUUGUAAAUAAUUCGUCGUAGUAGCGGCGGUCGCGGGAAAAAGAAGCCUGCUCGCCAUCCGGUGCUCGUUGGCAAAACUUUCGAACGUGCUUUACAAUUCCGGAUUUUUGUAUGCCAUAAGCCGGGCACUAUCGCGAAAAGUGAGCUGCGGACCAAAGUUUUUGCACACUCUCUUAAGGGCGGCUCUCUCCUUGUACGAAAACGGAAGAGAAAUUUCAUUUUGAUCGGCAUUUGUUAAAUAAAACUGCGGAUCAACAAGGUUACUUUUCCUCAUACAACAAAAUUUUUUGCCCUGCUUACAUUUCUUUGGUGCUUGUGACAACAACAGACUCAGUUGAAUCACAACUUUAGUUCGUUUUUAAAUCUCGAAAAAACUGCAAUUUGGCUGAGUGGUAAUUAUCAUCCCCUAUCCAACCCUCUAUUUGCCCAAAAGGGAAUCAGAAGACUGUUCAGGCCUCAUUGAAACCCAUUUAAUUAUUAAAAUUCGAAACAAAUUCGUGAUAUGUUUGCUGUAUCUGAAGAUCUAAAUAAAGUUAAUUAGAUCCGCAUAGGUAGCAAAAUUCGCUACUUACUAAUACAGUUUUCUCUUUGAGUGUUAACGAUUUUUAACCUUUAACAAAUCUUGUUGCUUCUUUGUAUUAAAUGCCGAUUUUUUUGUUCUCGUCCGUUUUUUUAUGGGAAUGGGUUCAGCUCGUCUCGCGGUAGAUCGUGGGCUUGACGCCGGGUGGGGUCAGUCAAAGCUAGAGGCAAGCUGUUGUGUUUGAUGUUUGAUGCGCGGUGAAAGGCCUGGGACGCGUUUUUCUAAUGCGAGUGUUGUCUGCUUUGUGUGCGCAGCCGGUCGACCCGUCGGACUCUGGUGGGUCAGAAGGCGGCGUCGACGGACGGUGGCAGCAUCCGACGGCCGCGGCGGCUGCCUGCGCGUCCACCUACGCUCUCGGAGAUGGUCUAGCGGUGGCGCAGGUCGGCGCACGCCACCGCCACCGACUGCUUCAAGAUGUGCCAGUGCCACCCCCAACAGCAGCAGUAGCAGGACUUAACCACCAGCAACUCCCUCUCCGACUGACCCAAGUGCAAACCGCCCGCCCGCGCGGAAGGAACUGCUGAGGCCGGAUCUCACAUCUCACAGGACGGUCGCCGUUGGCCGUUUCCCUCUUUGGAAAUAAAAAUUAGCAUAAUAUGCGUGUGCGCGCUGAUCUCACGGUAGAUGGCUGAAAUUCAUUUUUUCUGUUUGAUGUAUGGAAGGGGUGGUAAUGGAAUCUGAUUUACUAAAAAACAACCAAUUGUGGUGCGAAUUUUGACUAUUCCAUUUUUAUCUAUAUUGGAAAACUAUAUUUUAAUUUUUUUAAGUUCCUCGGGCAAAUACUUUUUCAUGCAUACAAUUUUUAAGGAAAGUAUCUGUAGUGAACUGACUAACAAUAAUUUUGAAUGCCUGAUCAGAACGCAUUUUUGCAGAUGAAGAACAUUUCCCCGUAUUAAUUCUGGGUCCAAACGUAAGACGAAUAAAAUAAAAUUAAUUUCAAUUCCUAUACUGCUAGGAAAAUUUGGCUAUAAAUUUGCAGAAGAAAUAACGCAAGAAAGGUAUAAAGGGUUUUCUGCGUUUUCCACCUGCAAGACAUCCAUGACUUAAAAUGUUGAGAUACAUUACCAAAAAAAUUAAUAAUUAUAUUCCAAUACAUCAUUCAAAACAAUGAAUUCCUCUUUUUGUGAAAAAUGUGUAGCAUAAACCCGGUAACAGGUGUGUGAAUUUUGAAAAUCUGAUUAGAUUAGAGCCCUAUAUUUUGCUCAGUUGAAAAUAUUUUUAAAUAUGAUAAAAAAAUCUCAAUUCUCAACCCAUUAAGUUAUAGACUGCAAAGAAAAAAUAUUUUCAGAGCCAUCUGCCCAUCGGAUCGCGCAGAAAUGCUAGGUUCAGUCCCGCUGAACGGUGGCGUGCAGCGAUGUUUGUCGCCCACUUUGAGAUUUUCUUGCGAUCCUCGUUUCGGUCGGCUCCACAGUACUGAAAAUACGCUUAUUAAUUCAUAAAAAUCAAACGUGUCCGUGCCGCGCGAGCACGAACUGACAGAGAAUAAGUAUAACAAACAAACAAACACGGAGUUCGACGCGCGUAUUACGUAAUUUUAAGAAUUCAAAAGCAGCCAGCGCGAGUCAGGGACUACGCGAAAGCGCGCCAAGUCUGAUCUGUGUGUCCCAGGAAUUAUAAAAUUCUUUACCACGAAAAUGUUGAAUUGAGCCUGCUUAAUGGGUGCUCUCCUCUUUUAUUACGAUUGUAUUAUACUGUGCGUCUCAUUUUCACACAAACACAAAACACACACGGUUUAAAUACAUAAUUCUAUACCCGAAACGUCUGAAUUGUUACGCUUCGUUUUUCUCGAACCGAGGUAUUUUGAGCUCUCGCGACAGUUGUUGUCUAGACAUUUGUGGAGAGUAGAUUUCGUCGUGGCUCUGAAUCGGAUACUCACUCUCAGGUCGCCGUCAAUGUUGAUCUGCCCGUUUCGAAAAGAAAAUCUGACGUAGAAUACAAUGAUCGUAUCGCGUUAAGCAAAACUUGAGUGUACAAACGGAAAUUAAUUAACUCUGAAAAUUCGAGCGUAAGUCUAAAAUAAAAUACGAACAAAAAAACAUUGUCAUUGUUGGAGUUUAGAGACGAAUAAGAGACCAUUCCUCUUUUAGCGUUGUUAGUGAGCCUAUUUUAUAUAAACACAAUUAUAUACGAUUAUACAUUAUUAUGAAUAUGCUUUCGUGAGAUUCGUUGACUUGUGCCGAAUUCGAGCAAAACUGCUGUGAAAACGACCUGUUUGCCAAAAACUAUGAAUCUCCUAUUUUGGGUGGAAAUCUCACUUUGAUUUGACGAUUCCUCAAACAUUGUUCAUUCAUAAGCAUAUGUACAUUAUACUCUGAUUUGAUCUUAUUCAAGCGGUUUCAGUGAUUGUACUCAGGAUGCAUUUAAAUCGUAUGUUUCGUCUCUUUCGCUGUGCUGAUGAUAAUAUAAAUAUAUUUCUUCCUUCUUUAGAGUUUCGCGGUGCCAUGAAAUUUUUCACGUGCUGCCAAGCCUGAAUCACUUUAUUUCUGAGUAUUUAUCAGUAUUUCCGCUUUUGUUGUUAAUUCGUUGUUUAUUAUAUUUAUUUACACUAUUUAUAAUCUCAUUGUUGUGUUGUUACCGAAUUUGAACAUAUUCGUAGAAUAUCCAAGUGAUGUCAAUUGUUAACCAAAUAAAUAUGGAUAUAAUAAUUACUGUAUUACUGAUAUUGACCUGAGAUGAAAAGCUAUGUUGAAAUUAUGAUUGUUACAGAAAAUAAAGCCAGCCAAAUUUGAGAAAAUUA